Symbiodinium pilosum is the source of this 705-nucleotide messenger RNA. The record is from the annotation of a GenBank genome assembly. Lineage: Eukaryota; Dinophyceae; Suessiales; Symbiodiniaceae.
AUGUAUGCCUCUCUCUCCACGUUGACAGUCAUACGGAACGCCAGCCCUCUCAUUCUUUUGGGAGCGGAGCGGCUGAUGUUUGGCGUCCCGAUCACAAAGGAUGCCAUCAUAUCGCUGACGAUGAUCCUGAUAGGCGUGGUUGUCUACUGCUCAGAUGACCUCUCCACCAAGGAAGCAUUAGGCAUCUUCUUGGUGGUCUUGGACGCAGCCUUCCUGUGCCUGGAUCGCCUGGCACAGCGCUACCUCCUGCAGGAAAUGCCAGUGUCCCUGUCGUCCUCAGCUCUAGUGCUCGUGUCCAACGCUGUGGGCCUGGGCUUCUCGACCGUGUUGCUCUUCUUCCCGAUGCACACGGAGCUUCACGAGGUAGAGUGGACGCCAGCUGGAAUCGCUUGGUCCAUAGCCUCUUGCAUUGGAGGUGCUGCCAUCGCCUAUGCGGGCAUUGGCCUGUCACGCAAUCUUAGUGCGACUGGCGCCCUGGUAGUCACGAACAUUGACAAAGUGGUAGUGCUAUGCUACGGAGUAAUGAUGUUGGGAGACCACUUCGACUCCAGGAAGUUAUGUGGAUGUACAUUUGCCCUGGUCGGAGGCACCUGGCAUGCCUGGGGGCGCCUGCGGGCAGGGGAGGAGAAGAAGCAGGAGCUCAAGGUAGAUCCUUUGAGCCAAGAGCUUGCUCCAUCCGCCGAAGAAAUGAACAGCUUCUCCUGA